AUUGGGAUACUGCAAAGAAUUGCUGUAGAGAACUUACUAUAUGAAAUCAGGAUCUCAUUUUCCUUGUGUGAUAUUCUCUCCCUGUGGAAAAUGAGAUUCACAUUCUUGUUUUAUUCCUGUUUUGUUUCUGUGCUUACUCAGCUUCCUUUUGUAUGUGUUUUAAGAGUUCUGUUACUUUGGAAAAGACGGUUGGUAAGGACUAGUUUGCAUAGAGAAUUAGAGUUGAGUUUACUAAGAGCUACAGGGUGCUCUUGAGGUUACAGUUGAAUUGGAAAAAUAAACUGUGUUUGUAGGAAAUAAAGAGCAAACCCUUUCAAUGAAAGAGUGAUGAUUUCUAAACACAAAAUCUUUUUUGUGUACAGAGUUAUUGCAUUUUUUUCCAGUGACUACAUUUUGACUGUUUAGAACUUGAAGAACAUACCUCUAAAACAACAAAUUUUAAUUUAAGAACCUUGAGUAAAAUGUAUAUGAAUGAGUCUCUGUUGAGUAGUACUUUACACUAUGGCCUCUGAAGUUGGAGGCUGAAGUUAUUCUGAUAGCAAUUCACCUAAAAAAGGAAAAAGUAAAUUUUUGACUCAGGGUUAAUAUGCUUAAAUGAGUUACUGCCCAGAAAGUAGGAGUUAAGCAGAUUUACAUACUAGAUAAAUGAGAUCCCUAGCUUAUCUGUUUUCAGCUCUGGAAGACCAAUAACCAUACUUAAACAUGUAAGAAAUGGCAACCCACUCCAGUAUUCUUGCCUGGAGAAUCCCAUGGACGGAGGAGCCUGGUAGGCUACAGUCCACGGGGUCGCAAAGAGUCGGACACGACUGAGCGACUUCACUUUCUUUCACUUACACUGUGGAAAUACUAAGCUGCUCUUGAGGGAAAAGACAGAUGCUAAUAUUUGAGUGUCCUCACCGACUCAAUGGACAUGAGUUUUUUUUUUUGGACAUGAGUUUGAGCGAGCUCUGGGAGGUGGUGAAGGACAGGGAACCCUGGCAUGCUGUAGUCCAUGGGGUCGCAGAGUCGGACACAACUGAACAACAAAACCAAAAAGUAACUGGCCACCAGUCCUCUUCGAGUGGAGUGUGCUGACCAGUAAGCCCUGCCCAUGUACACAAACCUUCCAAACAGGUUUUUAGUGCUUCACUUUUCAAUGAAGUCAGCCAAAGGUCACCAGAAAUUGAGAAGAACUUUGACUGCAAAAGGUAGAGCUAAAUAAAAAGCAACUUGAUAACUCUCAAGAAUCUGCAAACUUAUACAGUAUUCAAGAAAUUAGAACAGAAUACUAAUAAAAUGUCACAACAAGAAAUGAGAAUAAAUAAAUUCAGUGAGAGUAUUAAAAGACAAGGAGAUGUUCUAGAACAGAAAUCAAAAGUAGAAAAAAUAAAUAUGGAUCAAUUCAGGAGGUUUAUAAUAUAAAAUCAAUAAGUGUUCCAAGAAGAAAACAGAAAAUAGGGGAGUGGGUAGAAUUUAUUAAAUAAAGGAAAACUUCCCUGAUGAUAUUUUGAGUUUUAAGAUUGAAGAAAGGCUAGUGUUGAGUUUGCACAAUAAAUAGGAAAGAUCCAUAUAAAGCCAUACCACUAUAAAAUUUUAGGAUGCCAGGCCUCUAAGGGACCCAUCCUAAAAUUUACCAGAUAGAAAAAGGAUUGAGAAAAAUACCCAAUGACAACAUUGAACCUAGGAAUCAGUGGGGCACUAUCUUCAGAAGUGUAAAUGAACUAUGGUUCUGGGUCACCGUAGAAUAAAGACUAGAUAUGUUAGUUCGUAGAAGACUGAUUCUCAGGGAUAAACUGGAUAAACUCCAUCAGAACAAGAAUAAGUCAGGAAAAAAAUACAAUGUAGUAUAUAGAAACAGGAUCAAACAGGAGUGAGAUAAUAGGAAGUCCUAGGAUUACAGUUGUGAAGAGACUUGGCAGCCAAUCCAGAUUGAUAGUCAGCAGGCCAGACUUAAGGCUCUCUAGAGGUCAGGCUGUGUAUUGUGAGAAGUUUCACAGAACUGUGGAGAAUGUGAGACUAAAUACUGGAAAAUCAGGCAAAUGGGAAGAGACAAGCCAGAGAAAAGAUUGUGUAAGAAAAGAAACAUUCCCUGAGCCAAGUACAUGUACCAAGCUAAUAUUUCUUGUUUUCCUGAAUUAUAUUCAUAAAUAUUUGUACUAUUCCACUGCUUUGGUUUUCUUUGGCAACUCCAAUUGUAUGUUGGAUUUCCUCUGCCUGUCAUUGAUUUCUAUCAUUUGUUCUUAAUUAUUUUUUAUCUUUUCAUUUGCUUUUCUUUUUUGGCCCCGUGACAUACAGUAUCUUAGUUCCCUGACCAAAGAUCAAACCCGUGUCCCUUGCUUUGGAAGCGUGGAGUCUUAACCAUUGGACCGCCAGGGAAGUCCCUGCGUUUCUCAUCUCUAAUCUCUGUUCCUUAAUGUGCUUCCUGUGGUAUCCUGACUCACUUGUGUUCCUUUUAAUGUAACCUUCAUUUCUGGAAAAAAAAAAAAAUUUUUUUUUCUGUUUCCUAAAUUCUACCAAUUUCUGUUUCACUUUAGGGACAGCUCUUCCCUGAAUUCUUGUAUUUCUUAGCUGCAUUUGCUUCAUUAGAUUUUUAAAAUUUACACUGGAAAUGUCAGUGUACUAUUUUCAACUGCUUUAUGGGAACAUUUUCUUGUGAGUUUUCUCCGGGGAAACUCUGGGCUGCCUUGGUCUCCACUUAGGGCAGUGGGAAUCUUUGACUAUGGAACAUUGGGCAUGAGCUUUGCCAUUGGCUGACCCAGAAGGAGGAGGCAGAAUGUCUCCAUUGUUACACCACAGAGUUCAAACUUCAGAAGACUUGAGUUAAACAGUGUUUUUUACUCUGCAAAUUGUUGCAUCUUCACUUGUCCUCUAUGAUCAUCACAAACUAAUGAAACACCCUUUAGGUCUUAUGAAUUCAGGUUAUACUGUUUUCUGGAUACUCUGGCAAUUGAUACAGAACCUGUGAAAAAUGGAACCAAACUCUCUAAGGACCAAAGUUCCAGCUUUCUUAUCUGAUCUGGGGAAGGCCACGUUGAGGGGGAUCAGAAAGUGUCCCCGAUGUGGCACAUACAAUGGAACCCGGGGACUGAGCUGUAAGAACAAGACAUGUGGAACCAUUUUCCGGUACGGUGCCCGGAAGCAGCCUAGUGUUGAAGCUGUCAAAAUCAUCACAGGCUCCGAUCUGCAAGUCUACUCAGUGCGGCAAAGAGACCGGGGCCCUGAUUACCGAUGCUUUGUGGAGCUAGGUGUUUCAGAGACAACCAUACAGACGGUGGAUGGGACCAUCAUCACUCAGCUGAGUUCUGGCCGGUGUUACGUCCCCUCAUGCCUGAAAGCUGCCACCCAGGGCGUUGUGGAGAACCAGUGCCAGCACAUCAAGCUGGCAGUGAACUGCCAGGCAGAGGCCACCCCUCUGACUCUAAAGAGCUCGGUCUUAAAUGCCAUGCAGGCCUCCCCAGAAACCAAGCAAACCAUCUGGCAGUUGGCCACGGAACCCACAGGUCCCCUUGUACAGAGGAUUACUAAAAACAUUUUGGUGGUGAAAUGCAAAGCAAGCCAGAAGCAUAGUUUGGGGUAUUUACAUACAUCCUUUGUGCAGAAAAUCGGUGCCAAAAGCUUGCCUGAACGCCGUUUCUUCUGCUCCUGCCAGACUCUAAAGUCACACAAGUCGAAUGCUUCCAAGGAUGAGGCGGUCCCGAGAUGCAUUCAUUUCUUUGCUUGCAUCUGUGCCUUUGCCAGUGACGAGACAUUGGCUCAGGAAUUCUCAGACUUCCUAAACUUUGAUUCCAGCGGUCUAAAGGAGAUUAUUGUGCCCCAGUUAGGUUGCCAUUCAGAAUCACCAGUAUCAGCUUGUGAGUCUACGGCCUCUAAGCCAAAGAAGAGGAAAAAGGAGGAAGUAUCUGGUGCACAGACAAACAGUUCCCUGCUACCUCCAGAUGCAGUGAGCAGUAAUCUAAGGAAAAGUGGCCUGAAAAAGCCUGUGGUUGCUUCUUCAUUAAAAAGGCAGGCCUGUGGUCAGCUGUUAGAUGAGGCACAAGUGACCUUAUCCUUCCAAGACUGGCUGGCCAGUGUCACAGAACGCAUCCAUCAAACCAUGCACUAUCAGUUUGAUGGCAAACCAGAGCCACUGGUUUUCCACAUUCCUCAGUCCUUUUUUGAUGCCCUGCAACAGAGAAUAUCCAUCGGCAGCGCAAAGAAACGGCUUCCCAACUCUACCACAGCUUUUGUUCGCAAAGAUGCCUUGCCACUGGGAACCUUUUCCAAGUAUACCUGGCAUAUCACGAAUAUCCUGCAGGUUAAACAAAUCUUAGACACCCCGGAGAUGCCUUUGGAAAUCACCCGGAGUUUUAUCCAGAACCGAGAUGGGACCUAUGAGCUGUUUAAAUGUCCUAAAGUAGAAGUAGAGAGCAUAGCAGAAACCUACGGUCGUAUAGAAAAGCAACCAGUGCUGCGACCCUUGGAACUAAAAACUUUUCUCAAAGUUGGCAACACUUCCCCAGAUCAAAAGGAGCCAACACCUUUCAUCAUCGAGUGGAUCCCAGAUAUUCUGCCCCAGUCCAAGAUCGGUGAACUUCGAAUCAAGUUUGAGUACGGGCAUCACCGCAACGGGCAUGUGGCAGAGUACCAGGACCAGCGGCCGCCCUUGGACCAGCCCUUGGAACUGGCGCCUCUGACCACCAUCACUUUCCCUUGAAGCAAAACAAGAGUCUUGCUGCUAAAUUUGCACAUCCCCACCCUUUGACAACUUUAAAUACUAGUUAGACACUUAGAUGGCUCUGUUCCUUAGUGAACUACUCUUAGCUAAGAUGCAGCUUCUCAGUGCAUUCAAGUGAAUUCUUUUGAAGAAAAACUCUUCUUGUAAAUAGCCCUUUUGGUGCUGCUGUGUAUAGCCUUCAUUUAACUUGGAUGGUAUUCCUGGGUAGAGUUUUUAAAGAAACAAAAAGAAAACCAGCUCACUUACCUUCCUGAAGGACUCACCUUUAGAGUUUGUUUCAACCUUUUCCUAAUUCUCUAGGAAGUCAGCAGCCCUCCACCUUAUACUAACAUGUUGGAAAAUUAAUACCUUGGUUAGGGCAAAAUGUUGAAGAUCAUCCUGACAGAGUUCCAAUCAUAUCCUUUUAUUCUCUUCUCAAAUAAUGCACAGUGUCACUAGUUUUUAUAAAUUAUAUCUUGUGUUGGUCUAAUUAUAAAAUUAUAAACCUUUUGGGAGAUUUAGGUGAUAGUGAACCAGGAAAAAGAGAUUCAGGUGUCAAGGCAAUAUUGAUUGACAUUUCAAACUAAUGCUUGUAAUUGCUUGUUCACUUGAUUUUUAUUUCCUUCUUUACUCUCCAAAAAGCUUAACAGGUGGUAAAAUUCAAUUUCUAUUUUUUAAUUCAUUGAUCACAGAAUGGAGAUACUGAAAGUCACAGAAUAGAAGCCUGCCUUUAAGGAGAAAAGAAGAGAAUGGAACAUUUCCUAUUUGCCUAUUACAUCCCAGGCAUUUUCAUUUCCAAUCUCACUUAAUCAUUUUUCUUAUUUAGUCCUCAUCAUUAUUUGAGUUUAGCCACCACUCCUUCUUUUAUAAAGUUAAACAGUCUCUCUGAGAUUAAGUAUCUUACUGGAAAUAGCAUUAAAAAUGUUUCAUUUUAUUCCAAAGUGCAUGUUCUUUCCACUUUAUCAUCUUGCUUUAUAAAUUCUUCAUAAUUCAUUCUCUUUGGAAGACGAGAAAAGUGUAUAGGUAGGCAGUUUUGACUGCACAUAACAAAAAGCCAACUCUAACCAGCUCAGGCAAAAGUAGGAAUGAAUGACUGGUUCAGGGACACUAAAACAGGGCUAGACAGCUAUCCUUCCGUGAAGCAGGGGUGUGGUUAGGCCUCAGAACCCCUGCAGCCAGGGUCCAUCUGACCCAUCUCUACCUCUCCUGAGGCUUCAUUACUAUCAACACAGAGCAGCUCCUUCUGGUAGGCUAUCUGGCUCCUAACAUAUCCUGGACAGCAAAGAGAUCAAAUCAAUCAAUCCUAAAGGAAAUCAAUCCUGAAUAUUCAUUGGAAGUACUACUGAUGCUGAAAGCUGGAGCUCCAUACUUUGGCUACCUGAUGUGAAGAACUGACUCACUGGAAAAGACCUUGAUGCUGGGAAAGACUGAAGGCAAAAGAAGGGGGUGGCAGAGGAUUAGAUGCUAAUUAGAUCACCAACUCAAUGGACAUGAAUUUGAGCAAACUCCAGGAGAUGGUGAUAGACAGGGGAGCCUGGCAUGCUGCAGCCUAUGGGGUCACAAAGGGUCGGAAAAGACUUAGUGACUGAACAACAACAAUAAAUGCACCUGAAACUA
This is a messenger RNA of Dama dama (fallow deer), 6289 nucleotides long. It is a transcript of the gene C11H2orf42, whose product is annotated as chromosome 11 C2orf42 homolog. The coding region runs from base 2948 to 4672 and encodes 574 amino acids. The record is from RefSeq and is a predicted model, not a curated record. Gene Ontology annotation, cellular component: nucleus. NCBI's taxonomy places the organism in Eukaryota, Metazoa, Chordata, Mammalia, Artiodactyla, Cervidae. The transcript has 10 exons.